This is a messenger RNA of Dendronephthya gigantea, 840 nucleotides long. Its product is annotated as neuropeptide Y receptor type 1-like. The transcript is spliced from 4 exons. Gene Ontology annotation, molecular function: G protein-coupled receptor activity. Lineage: Eukaryota; Metazoa; Cnidaria; Anthozoa; Malacalcyonacea; Nephtheidae. The coding region runs from base 1 to 819 and encodes 272 amino acids. Gene Ontology annotation, biological process: G protein-coupled receptor signaling pathway. The record is from RefSeq and is a predicted model, not a curated record. Gene Ontology annotation, cellular component: membrane.
AUGAUUCGUGUUUCUGUCGACGGUAAUGGAAAUAAAAUACAAGGUUUUGUCAUACAGGGUAGAUUGGGAAUCAACAAACCCGCAAUUGGCAGCUUCAUAAACGUUAAGAAUCCUAACGAGGCUAACGAGGCUAACGUUAGGUAUCUGGACUGCUCACUUGCUGAGACAAUUAUAUUUAUAAGUGGAAACGUCAUUGUCCUGGUGGUGGUGAAAAAACAAACUACGCGGAAUAUUAUCGAUAUUUUGAUUGCUCAUUUAUCUAUAUUUGACAUCACGCUGAUAGUUUUUACGACACCUCCACUAUUUCUGCAGCAUAUCAACAACAGCAUUCAACUUGGAAAAAUCUUCCAAAAAAUUUUCGAAUGUGUAACCACCUUUUGUGCGGUUAUUUCUGUAUAUACAGUAGUAGCUAUAGCAAUAGAAAGCGUAUUUUUUGCGUAUAAUGUCCUCCCGUUUGUGACAGUAUUUCACUUGUAUUCACGGAUUAUUAUGAAGCUCCGAAGUCGUGGUAAAGAAGUGAGACUGUCACACGCGACGAGAAGUCAACAGAGCAACUUUACGAUCAACAAUCACCGCAAAACCAUGGUUAUGUUAAUCACAGUUCUUGUUGCAAUCUUGGUAUGCCAUUGGCCAUACACAAUAUUUCAUAUAAUCAUGGCAUUCAAUGAAGUACGAACAAUGAGCACCACCCUAGAGCUACUUAAUUCAUCGCUACGACUACUUUCGUUUCUUCCACCAAUCAUCAAUCCUAUCCUUUACAAUUUUUUCAGCGAUAAAUUUCGCGCUGGUUUUCGUCAAGUGCUUUUAAGCAAUUUGUAACAAUAAUUCACGACAGCACUA